Messenger RNA from Scophthalmus maximus (turbot), 5320 nucleotides. RefSeq names its product ribosomal protein S6 kinase polypeptide 1 (gene rps6kc1). Bases 87 to 3446 code for a protein of 1119 amino acids. The transcript is spliced from 16 exons. Lineage: Eukaryota; Metazoa; Chordata; Actinopteri; Pleuronectiformes; Scophthalmidae. The record is from RefSeq and is a predicted model, not a curated record. Gene Ontology annotation, biological process: protein phosphorylation. Gene Ontology annotation, cellular component: early endosome. Gene Ontology annotation, molecular function: ATP binding; phosphatidylinositol binding; protein kinase activity.
UCUUCCCCUGCCUGUCACUGUGCUGUCAGAGAAUGAAUGUGUACGCCUAGCUGGCUAGUAGCUUUGGCAAUGUUGUCACUCUCAGGAUGAUAUCGCAGCGCGACAGAGGAGAAUUCGCUCGGUUUUAUACUGUCACGGACCCUAAAAAGCACCAGAGAGGUUAUACUGUGUACAGAGUCACCGCGACGAUAAUCUCCAGGAAAAACCCAGAAGAUGUUCAAGAGAUAACGGUGUGGAAGAGAUACAGUGAUUUCCGGAAGCUUCAUCAGAAUCUCUGGCAGCUCCACAAGAAUGUAUGUAGCCAGUCGGAGCUGUUUCCUCCUUUUGCCAAGGCCAAAGUCUUUGGUCGUUUUGAUGACUCAGUGAUUGAGGAAAGAAGACAGUGCUCUGAGGAUCUGCUGCAGUUCUCUGCUAAUAUCCCUGCUCUCUACAGUAGUGAGCACAUCCAAGAUUUCUUUAAGGGAGGUGAGGUCCACGACGGCUCAGAGCUCAUCGGACCAGCUGAGCCCUUUUCAGAUUUCCUGGCAGAUAGUUUAUCUGACUGCAGCUUUGACGUUCAAAGAGACAUCAGUGGUUCAGAUGAUUUGACUAUCACGUCUGAGUAUGGAGGCCCCUCCAGUGACAGUGAACUGACCUCCCUGGCUGUGGAUACGGACUCUUUGGUUGGGCUGGAUGAUGGCAUGGCCUCAGGUCGCACCUCCCCAAACCAGCCACAGGGGGGCGCUUCCAACAUCAGUAGCAGCUGCAGCCCUCGCUUGCCCACCCUGCACGACCGCCGCACCCCAUCUCCUGCCCCAGUUCCUGCCUCCUCAGCCAUUAACCCAGAGGUCAGCUGGCCAGGCCGAACACCUCUCUUCUCUGGCAGUUUGAAGAAAGUCGUCGGUGGCAAAGCUAAGGACAUUAAGUCAGACUACCUGGACAAAGCCAGUGAGCUCAUCUGUGUGGCUGUGAAGAAGGAGAAAGAGCAGGACUACCAGGCAGCUUUUUCUUGCUAUCGCAGUGGAGUGGACCUGCUGCUGCAAGGAGUGCAAGGUGAGCCAAGUCCCACGCGGCGAGAGGCAGUGAAGAAGAAGACUGCGGAGUAUCUGAUGCGUGCAGAACAGAUAUCCAGUCAACAUUUGAAAAGCAACAUGGGUCAAGGGUCAACGCAGACAGUAGCUUUGGGGGCACAGUGCUGCCCUUCCACCUGCAGAGCAGGCCAGCUGAGUCCAUCUGAGGAGCUGAGAGCUUACAGGGUUUUGGGGGUCAUAGAUAAGGUUCUUCUGGUCAUGGACAAGAGAACAGAAGAGACUUUCAUCCUGAAAGGUCUGAGGAAGAGCAGUGAUUGUGGGCGGACUAAGAGGACCAUCAUGCCUCACUCUGUGCCCCACAUGGUACAGCUGAGGAAGUUCAUCGUCUCUGAAGAUGCCGUUUUCCUCCUGCUGCAGUAUGCCGAAGGUGGAAAACUGUGGUCACACAUUGGAAAGUACCUACGUACUUCCAGCCCAGAGGAGAGCUUUGACAUUCCUUUCAUCCAGAAGAGCCACACGGCAGCUGUGCACACUCCACAGAACGCUGUACCACAGCUGGACGUAAGCUCAGCCAGUUCUAGCUCAGGGCCUGUUGUUGGCUCUGAUUCUGUCUCAGUGCUGCAGAAAGAGGGAGCAAACCUCAUUGCGCCGCCUCUUAAGAGUGUUCUUCCACCCAGGCUUAUCAAAAAAGUCGUGGCCCCAUCAGACUCUGGAGCCACCUCCGAGGAAGAGUGCACCAACAGUUAUUUGACACUUUGCAAUGAGUACGAACAAGACAAAGUAGAACCAGAUGCACUGGAGGAGGAAGAAGAGAAGAGUGAACAGGAAAUGCUGUCACUGGAAGUGCCCGUCGUGACGACCACCACUUCCUCACGUAGUCGGUCACUGUUGAGUAACGACAGCCUCUCUUCACCCCUCAGCUCUCAGGACCUCGGCUUCUUCACCGAGUCAUCUGACAGAAUCGUCCACGACAAUGAGCGACACCACAGCGAGGGACAGGACCACAGCGACGUUUUUAGUCCUUUACCCUCUCCUGCUGUGCCCCUGUCUCUCGAUCAGUCCAAGCACACACCAAUGGAAUUUUUCCGUAUUGACAGCAAAGACAGUGCAAGCGAGGUGACCUGCAUCGACUUAGGAGAGCAGCGUCCCCCUCAUAAGCAGGUCCCGCUAUUUUCUACAUCAGACCUGGCCUCCGACGUCACGGAGGAUCUUCCAGAGCUGGCUCAGGAGGUCAAGGGCCACAGCUCGGAGCUUUGGUGGUUGGAUUCCAGUGAUAAAGGCUCCAAUGAGUCUGUGCCAGUCAUCUCAUUUAAAGAUGCAGUGGUGGAGGAUGAGGCUCACCCACCUGAUCUUUUGGUCAACCUUCCUGCAAUGAGUGGGACUGUAGACUCGUUACAGGAGGAAAUGGAGACUUCUGGAGUGUGUCUGGGCCUCGAGGCCACAACUUCUCCCCAGAAGUGCAUCCAGCCGGAUGUUUUACAGCUUCACAGCCAGCUGGAGGAAGAGGAGGAGCAGCCACUGGAGCAGGAGCUUUCAUCUCUGUGUACAGCCUCUGCAACCUGUGACACCAGUGUUGCGUCUUCCUCCCCGCUCAACUCAUUGUGGGAUGACUACAGCCUGGCGUUUGGAGUAGAGGCCUCUGACAAAAUAGUUGCUGAUACCGAAUGCCAAAACGAUGACCUCCCCCUAGACGCAGGAAUUCCAGAUACUGACUCUCACAGUGAAAAAUCAGAGGCCGGUACUCGAGUAAACGCCAACCCCAGUGCAGACUCUCUCCCAGCCACGAAUAGGACUGAGGCCUGUGCGGUGGUUGAGCGUUUAUUAGAUCUUGAUGGCGAAUCAUCAGGAGUUGUGAGUAAUAAAAGUUUCAGUGAAUUUGACAGACAAGUAUCGCGGCUGUUUGCAGAGCUGGACGAGCUGUCGUUGGCUGCGUCACAAGCUCGUAUCCCAGAGGAGUUUGUUCGAUGCUGGGCCGUAGAGAUGGUGGAGGCUCUGGAUUCUCUGCAUCAAGAAGGUAUCAUCUGUCGAGACCUGAACCCCAACAACAUCCUGCUGGACCAGCAAGGGCACGUUCAGAUCACCUACUUUUGUAGCUGGAGUGACGUGGAGGAGUCCUGUGACAAAGAAGCCAUUGCCAAUAUGUACUGUGCACCAGAGGUGGGAGGUAUCAGUGAGGAAACGGCAGCGUGUGAUUGGUGGAGUUUGGGCGCCAUCCUGUUUGAGCUCCUGACAGGCACGUCUCUGCUGCGGUGCCAUCCAGCAGGAAUCAGUCGCCACACGGCCCUCAACAUCCCCGAGUCCGUUUCAGAGGAGGCCGGAUCUCUGCUCGAGCAGCUGCUCCAGUACAACCCGAUGGAGAGACUGGGGGCAGGCGUGGGAAGUGUGGAUGACAUUAAAUCCCACCCUUUCUUUGCCAGAGUGGACUGGCCCAAGUAGACGCUGUGUAUUGUGCGACUGCGGAAAAACAGAGUUGCAUGCUGGUAACCUUGCGGUCCCAAAAGAGCUCCUUUCGGAAUUGAAACACAAGUAGAUAUACAGUGAAUUAUGCAUCUCUGCACACGUCCCAUUUUGUGUACAUCCAUUUAUUCCCCGUGUACUUGACAGAUUUAAAAAAAACCAACUUAUUUUAUAGAGUUUACCAAGCAGCAGUAUUACCUUCCCUGUAAAUUGCUAAUUUCUUUAUCUUUUAAACUGCUUUCAGACAUGCACUGAUGUCAGGACAUUUUCAUGAACUUUUCCGGUGGGGCUUUAUGCGAGAACGCAAAUGUCCGCAAAAUGUUGCACCUGAACUUUUACCUGUGAGCCCCCCAAUAUCCGGAAAAUAUCCAAGUGAGCCCCUGUGAGAAUACAGCAGGAAAAUGUGUUUGGGCACUCUACCCAGGCGCCACCCCUCGCCUGAAUGUUCUGGAAAUUUUCCUGCUGUUGUGAAUGCGUCUGAUUUGAACAAUCUCCUGCUGCGUUCCUCAAAUCGAUUGGCAAACUCCGUCAAAUGUCUGGACCCAAUCAUCUGGACAUUUUCCCAUGUAAAUGUCUGAAAAUGACUUCAGAGGGUUUACUGUGUAACCAUUUUUUGGAAGUAGGAAACACUUAACAACAUGUGUGUGGUGCAAUAAUUUAUACAGAAAGUGCUUGUGCUGAGUGAUGAUCCACUACAUAACAUUGUUGCCAUUACACUCCUCAUGACAACAUAACACAACUGAAAGUGAGAGGUGACAUUUUGUCCUUCACUGCAGUCAUUUAGUAGUGUUUGUUAUCCAUUCAAACUGACACAGACUUAAUCCACCUAAAGAAAGUGCAAUAAACUCCAUUUGUUGCCAUCAUAUAACACUUAAGUCAUUCCUCAUGAAGCCCACUGAGAUUAAAUUGAGACGGGCUGAUCUUUUUUCUUCGAUCCUGGGGUAGUGUUGUUGCUCUGAUCUAGAGAUGUGAUACCUAAUUCCUUAGGUUUUGGGUUGUUUUUUUUUGACUAACCCCUUUUACUGACAAACAGCCCGUGUACAGUUACAGAUGGACACUAUGCAAAAUUAAUGAACAAAGGGUAGGAGACUGAUUUUGAUUCUAAUUAUUCAUGAUAUUGAGUUAUUGAAUACAUUAUGGCAAGAAAAACGUCCAGUUAUAGAAAGUAAGCAUUUUCCCUGCGUGAACACUGUUAAUAAUGGCAGACGAGGCUUGAAACAUGCAUUUGAAAUCACUCGUUUUACAGAGGAUAUCAUGAUAACAAAAGGAGACACUCGGUUGUGCAUUUUGUGCAUGUAAAAGUAUGAUUAAUGUAAUAUUUUUAAUAUUAUGGAAAAAAAAAUCUAAGAAAAAAUAAAUAGUGUUUUGUACAUAAACCUUUUUAAGGGAAGACCUGAGUGAAAGGCACAUGCAGAUGUCAAGGAUUUGAUUAUGUCCGACUUGUCAAUCACAUACUGCCUCAUCAAUCAAAUCCUUUUUAUUCGAUUGUGUGUUUUGUGUUUGAGCGACGCCUCUUCUAACUUGCCACGUAGAUCGUAACCCUGUUUUUAUAAUAUCUAUAAUGACUGAAGGAUAUGGUAAACAUUUUCAUGGUCACACCAUCUCUUGUAUAAUCAGAUGAGAUAAACAUAACAAUUCUCUUAACAACACUCAGAUAAUUGUAGAAGCUAAUAGAUGCUGACAACUACAAGAUCCAUAUUCCACUUAUUCACCUUUUUAUCAGCCAUAAACGUCACAGUGAGAUCACGUUAUCUGUUCCUGGUUUCUUUUGAAUGCUCACUCUCGUCUGUGUAUGUCUGCACUGGUUUGUCAGUGCAUUCUGGGAAAACAAUAAACAUACCUGGAUGAGUGCA